Messenger RNA from Tribolium castaneum (red flour beetle), 4797 nucleotides. RefSeq names its product xmas (gene xmas). NCBI's taxonomy places the organism in Eukaryota, Metazoa, Arthropoda, Insecta, Coleoptera, Tenebrionidae. Gene Ontology annotation, cellular component: cytoplasm; transcription export complex 2; nucleus. The transcript has 6 exons. Bases 195 to 4247 code for a protein of 1350 amino acids. Gene Ontology annotation, biological process: mRNA export from nucleus. The record is from RefSeq and is a predicted model, not a curated record.
UUAAAAUAAACUUGUACUUGUGCGUGUGGGAGGAAUCAUGGGGACAAGUAUUUUCUAAUGUUGGCGUCUGUGGGGUUGGUGACAUUGCCAAAGAUGGCGCGGUUGUGUAAGUUUUGAAAUGAGUUAAUUUACUCAAAAAUCUGUGUUAGUGUGUGUAAAAAUUGCCCAAAAUUAGUAUCAAUAACAGCCGCAGUAUGGAGAUGGAAGAGGAAGACACCGAAAAAGUGAAGUCUUUUACCGUAAAGGCCACCGAUGUUCCCCCCGAAUUUUUCAUAACGCGUGACAUUGCCAAACGUUACUUUCGACGUUUUGGGAAAGUUAAACUCGUCACAUUUCGCCCCAAACGCAAUACACUUCUAAUUGAAUAUUCGAAUGAAGAUGGGAUGUUAAACGCUUUAGCAGUCGCAGGGGAAUACAACGGUCACAUGUUUAAUGUGAUUCGAGACACGGAAACUAUUGUUAAAAGAAAGAAGGUUAUAAAAAAUCCAGAUCCAGACUGGACGGAUGAUCCCGAAGUUAAGGCCGAAUUGGACGCCAUGGGGGGCUUCGCCCCUCGGACCUACGAUUUGAGACCCGAAGCCAUGGCUGUGGAUGUUCCUGAAACACUAGUAACGAAAACAAAACGGCAAAGGUGGAAAGGAGCUUCACCCAAGCCACUUAAGAAGAAGGGGGGUUUCAGUCCGGAACAAUCCGAUUUAAUUAAUUUAGUUCGCCAACAAGCUGUGACAAUUGAGGAUAAAUAUCGUAUUCUCGAUGCUCGUGACAAAUUAAUUCGCAUAAAAAUUAAAAAAAACCUUGAAUUGACUAAAAGUGGGGCAACUGUGGGCACAUGCCCUGACAUGUGCCCCGAAAAAGAGCGACUAAUGCGCGAAACGCAACACCAAGUGGCGCUCUACGAGCAGGAGGAAGGGGGCAAAGCGAUGGAUCCCCAUCUUGCAGUUAAACAAUACUCACGAAGCUCAGCCGAUCAGGAAGCUCCCUUGCCUCAGGAAUUACGACCGGUUUCGGUGCUUCAAAUGACAAUGGGGUACCUUAUGCAUCGAAUUAUGGGCUUAUGUGACACCCCUGAUGUAAAUUUAGCCGAAUGGUAUCAUUUCUUAUGGGACCGAACUAGAGGGAUUCGUAAAGAUAUCACUCAACAAGAGUUGUGUUGUCAGGGGGCUGUUGAAUUGGUAGAACAGUGCGCCAGAUUUCAUAUUUUUUGUUCUGCAAGAUUGGUAGCUGAAGAUCCGUCUGUUUUCGAUCAGAAGAUUAAUACUGAAAAUUUGACAAAGUGUCUACAAACACUUAAAUAUAUGUAUCAUGAUUUGGCCUUGAAGGGUGAAGACUGUACGAAUGAGGCGGAGUUUAGAGCCUAUAUUAUUUUGCUUAAUUUGAACGAUGGGAAUUUUAUGUGGGAGGUCCAACAACUCAAAAAACACAUCCAACAAUCGCAACAAGUCCGCUUUGCCUUGGAAGUAUACUCAUCAUUGGACAAACAAAACUAUGUGAAAUUUUUCAAAUUAAUCAACUCAACAACAUUUCUCAACGCUUGUAUCUUAAUGCGAUAUUUUAUUCAAGUGCGAUUAUCGGCCAUAAAAACUCUCCUAAAAUCAUAUUCACCUCGAAUAUCACAAACAUCACUUCCCGUCUCAUACUUGACAAAAAUCCUAGCUUUCGAAAGUCAAGAUUCAACAAUCGAAUUUUUUGAAACUUAUGGCUUAUUCACUAAUAUUGAACGGACAAGAAUUAGUUUAGAUCGAACAAAUUUUGGUGCACCAGAAUUCCCCUAUGUGCUAGACCGUGCUAUAAAUCUAGUGGAAUCGAAACGAAUUUUUUCAGUUGGUAGAAUUGUUUGCGGUAGAGAAUUACCACCGAAACUUUACGAAAAUCACCAACCACAAAAUAGUUUCGAUCAAAGUGGUUUUUUGGUUUUUGAUUUCGAGAUGGACGAAAUCGAUUCAGGGAAAAAACAAGAAAUCAAGAUGGAGGAAAAAAUAAUUGAAAAAAUAGAGAGAGUUGUUGAGACGCCGCCUCCUCAAAUUUUUACUCCUGUGACGACAGUUCAGUCAAGUCAAAAUCAAACGAUCUUCAGUCAAAAUAAGUCAAGUAGUGUUGGGAUUUUCGCCCAAAAAACCAACGAAAAAAGUAUUUUUGGGGGGAAAAAUAUCUUCGGUAAUGUUGGUAAUACUACUAAAAGUAUAUUCGGUGGUGAGAUAACCCAACUAGCGUCACCUGUUGCCAUACUACCUGAAGUACCAAAAGUCACACCGGACGAAAUCGAACAGAAACGAAUCAAAGAAGAAGAAGAAGAAGCCAAACGAAAGAAAGAUCAAGAAUUAGAAAGAAUAAGGAAAGAAGAAGACGAAAAACGCCGUCUUAAACUCUUAGAAGAUCAAGAAAAGAAACGCCGACUUGACGAAGCCCGAAAAUUCGAAGAAAUGAAACGUCAAAUGGAGGAAGAAGCACAACGGAAGCAAGAACGUCGCAAAAACAUCGAAAUUAAAGCAACCGUAAGCAACAUCCUUGAUGAGAUUUUAGACACGGUUGAAGAAAAAAUUAAGCGUGAGACCCUGGCGAAAAUCGGGCGGAAAAUCCGCGACCGGAAAUUACACCACGUGAUGACAAAAUGGCGCGAAUACGCUCGCCGGAAACGGAAACGUAAAGCUCUCGAUUUUGAUCCAUUAUGGUUCAAUCAAUCAAUUGCCGAAGAAGCUUGUGAAUUACGAACAGAAAACCAAAACUUGGUUUUGUGUAAUAAGAGAUACAAACGUGGGCGGGUUAGUGAUUUUGUACCUAAAACCGACGAUGUUGGUCCGAUUGACUUGUCAGAAUUGACGUAUAAGUUACUAAGUCGAAAACAUUGGGAUGUUGAAAUGAAGUUUCGUAACGAAUUGUUCUGGAAAGUAAUUGUUUCGUUGCCGAACGAUUUGAGUCAAGUUGAGAAGGUUUUGGAUAAAUGUAUAGGUUGGCAACAUGGUGUUUUAAUCCAACAGUCGAAGUCAGUGCCAACUGUGACGUACUGUAUCGAGAAACAGAAAGGUCUAGCCGUAAACACACGAAACGACACGAAUGGAUUUAUCUUUAUUGCGAAUUGUUUUGACGAUGAUCUUUGGCGACGUAUUGUUGAAAAUUUUAAAAAUUUCGGCGUUUUUGUUAAAAUUCCAGUCGUUUUAAUAUUACAGAACUAUGAUGAGGCAAAGCCGAGUCUUAAAACCUUAAUUAGGGAAGGAAUAAUUUCCGAUUAUUUGAUACUUGUGGAUAAGUUCACGGUCCGAAAUUUGGUGAAUCUAAUAGAGGAGGCUUUGAUUUUUCUUUCGACACGAGUCGAGAAAACACCACCGUUGCAAAUGGACACUUUACAAUCGUUUCUAACGAAGUUUUUGGUCACGGAUUUGUGGAAACGUUGCAAUAGUUUCUCAAAGUGGAAUUCGAGUUAUAAAAAUUGUUUAAAAAAUCCGAACACUGUGAUUUAUCUCCACAACGAAGCCUUGGACCGAAUCAAAAGCAUUGUUUUGGAUGAAGAGUGUCGAGAAUACCCGAAGUUUCCGACCAGCUUUCGCGAUGUGCUUCGUAGUAAUAUCCCCGAUUCGCUUCCUUGCGACUAUAAAUAUUUCCCCAGUUUUUGGGAUAGUGACAGAUAUUUAGCGCAUCUGAGGUCGGUUUUAGAGACUUUAAAACUGCCCAAUUUUCUCGAACCUUGGCCACCCUGCAACCAACUCAACCUCGAAUUAGCUGUCUCAAAAUAUUGCGCUCAGGUGGUAAUGGAGCCACAAAAACUAUUCUACAAAGUGAUGAGUGUCUUAUUGCGGUUUGAUUUUAAAGAUAUUGCGAAUGUCGUCUGGUGUGAUAUUAUCGAGUUGGUAGUGCUGGAAAAGCUAAGCCAGACUGAUUUCUCCUUGUAUGGAACUGGUUUUGUCAAUAAGUCGGUUUAUAACCAGUUGAUUGUGGUCUACGAUGUUGGUAAACUUGAUUAUUUGAAAAGUGAUUGGUUUUAUGUUAAUAAUCCGAUUAUUAAGCAAAAAAUUGUCGAAUUUUUACAACACGAGGAAGAUACCAGUAAAACGGAAAUCGAUGUUAUCGACUUGGAUAUUGAUGCGAUUUUUGCCAAAAUAACGCAACCGCAAAAACAAAAUGUUGCUAAAAUUAAGAGCGAGUUGAAAACUUGUAAAAAAUUGUUGACUGAUUUGGAGGAGAGUGUUGUCAUACAUAAAAGUAUUUUGCAAAAGUCGGGGAAUAUUUUAAAAAGUAUUAUAGAGGAAAAGUGAUGUAAUAAAAUGACUCAUGAAAAAGAUAUAAUAGUAUACAGUGGAACCUCUACAAUCCGAAGUAGUAGAAGAAGAUGGACAACUGAAAUAAUCAAUAAUGCGCCCUUUGGUGGUUAAUUUUGAAAUCGCUUCUUUACAAAAAAGCGGUAAUGACAACCGACAUUUUUGUUUACUAAUUUUGAUAGUACCCCCACCCCCCUUUAUCAUCCUGGUAAUAAUAAAAAAAUAAAAACUCGAUUAUUUCACCCAAAAGUCUUUAUCUUUUUGCUGUUACUUAUUUAUAAGGGGCGUUUGUUUUUUUCAUUUAAACAUUUUGAGGGAAAACACUUAUUGCAAAACCUAAAUACAAAAAAAUAAUAAAAAAAUCAAUCGUUUCUUAUAAAAUAAAACCAGAACAGAAAAAUAAGGCACCUUGUGUAAAAUUAUCCAUAACUUUUAUUUUCUCUUGUUAAUUGUUAAUUAAAGGAAUGUGCUAUCAAAUAGUGAUGUCACAAAUUUUAAAAUAAUUUCAAAGUGUAGUUUUAAUAAAAAUAAAAUUAAUGCUCCCGUC